GGCCUAGUGGAAGGGGCUUUGUGCCAACAAGACUUCCUCAUGCGAAACAUCUUGAGUUUGAGUCAUCCUUCCCCCACAAGCAACAUGUUGAUGCUCCACAUAAUUUCAUCAUUAAUGAAGUCUUAGCCCGAGAGUAGUUAGACGCUACUAUAUAAACAUCAAGGUAAAGAAGCCACAAGAACCUACAAAACCGAAGAGUAGCGCCUGAACUCCUACAUUCAUCAGUCACAACCAAACAGAGUGUUGCAUCUCCUCGAAUCAAUUAAAGCCUUGAUCACCCGUGAGCAGUCUUCCUCUAAUUCUACACUGAACAAGCUUAGUUCCUUAGCAAACAAAAGCACACGACGUGCUGCCAACCUCUGCCAACUCCACGGACUGAACCAGAGGUAAAUUCUGGCUUAAUGCAGCGAUAAUUUGACCCAUGUAAUCACGAAACACCACUCCAAUACCAGCACAACCCGAAGAUGUUCAACUUUCUAAACUUUUGUACCUACAUAUGCACUCAUUGACAGUCUCCACUCUCUGCCUCACACAGCACUCAAUUGGUGCGUCUCUUUCGCCAGGACGACUCAGAUUCCCCCGCAAACUAAAACGUUUUCAAACUGCUUCACUUCCAUGUCAUCUUCAUCUUCAUCUUCUUUGUCUCUCAAAUUAUUCAGAGCCUCUACUAUGUAUUUCUUUCUUCUCCAAGGACCAACGACAAUCCACCUCUAUUAAUCAAUGGAAAUGGCUUCUCUUCCCUGUUUCCAUUCCAUUUCUUGCUGAAUUACUCGAAGUUUUCAAAUUUCCCAUCUGGGUUUUUGUGCUUGGAUUGUAUUUGUUUGGACUUUACUCAAUUGGGUUACACAUGGCUUCUUGAAAUAUAGCUUCUUUUCUUGUAGCCAUGUUGCUCUGCUUGACUGCUUCCAUUCCAUAAUGCUGAAUCUUAUCUGGGUCUAAUUCUAUUUUGGACUCUUAGAUUGUAGUUUCUCACUAAACUUUCAGGAUUAGCAGAGUUCUUAUCAGGGUCUUCUUGGUUCUUUUUGUUUGUAAGAGUGUGAAUUCUUGGUGCCUUCAAUGGUGGCUUCUGAUUUAGCCUCUCCUCUCCGUACGUGGCUUGUGGCUGCCUGCAUGUCUGUUUCCUUUGAGAAAGACCACACUCAAAGGAGACUGAGUCAAUGGACAAAGAGAAGGAAGUUUGUGUCAAAAAGCAUUAAUCGUGGUGUUGCUUAUUUUGUGAGUAAUAAGCUUACAGACGGUUCUGGAAUUCAAACCCUGAUAAGUUCCUGUCUCACUUUCGAGCCUUGCAAUGAGUUUAACAAUUCGAAAGGGCAGUUCACAUUAUUAGCAUCUCCGACUGCCUGGACUAGAAAGCAAAAGAGCAUGAAUCGUCCUGCUGCACACUCUGGCAAUACUGUGGUUGUGAGACCAGCAGAUGGGGUCACAACAAAGAAGAAACAGCUUACAAAGCAGCGACGUGUUGUCGUGACAGGGAUGGGUGUGGUAACCCCAAUUGGUGACGAUACAGAUGUCUUCUACAAUAAUCUCCUUGAAGGUGUUAGUGGCAUAAGUGAGAUAGAGGCUUUUGACUGUGCUCAGUUUCCAACGAAAAUUGCUGGUGAAAUCAAGUCUUUCUCAACAGAUGGAUGGGUCUCACCCAAGCUUUCCAAGAGGGCAGACAAAUUCACACUUUACUUGCUUACUGCUGGCAAGAAAGCAUUGGCAGAUGCUGGGAUUACAGAAGAGGUCAUUGGAAAGUUAGACAAACGUAGAUGUGGUGUUAUAAUUGGCUCUGCACUAGGAGGAAUGGCAAUUUUUCAGGAUGCUAUAGAAGCAAUUAGGGUUUCAUACAAGAAAAUGAAUCCGUUCUGUAUACCUUUUACAACAACCAAUAGUGGUUCUGCUUUACUAGCAAUGGAUUUGGGAUGGAUGGGCCCAAACUACUCAAUUUCUUCAGCUUGUGCAACAAGUAACUUUUGUAUACUGAACGCAGCACACCAUAUUAUCACCGGUGAAAGUGACGUUAUGCUUUGUGGUGGAUCUGAUGCAGCAGUUCUUCCAAUAGGCUUGGGAGGUUUCAUGGCAUGCGGAUCUCUUUCUCAAAGGAAUGGUGAACCUACCAAAGCUUCACGCCCCUGGGAUAUUAGUAGGGAUGGGUUUGUUAUUGGAGAUGGAGCUGGGGUAUUGCUCUUAGAAGACCUAGAACAUGCUAAGAGAAGAGGUGCAAAAAUAUAUGCAGAGUUUCUAGGUGGAAGCUACACUUGUGAUGCCUAUCACUUGACUGAGCAUCAUCCUGAUGGUAGAGGCCUUGCUCUUUGUAUAGAGAAGGCCUUAGCCCAAUCUGGGGUAGCUAAAGAAGAUGUAAAUUAUGUAAAUGCAUAUGGUAGUUCAACACCAAGAGGUGAUCUGAAAGAAUACCGGACCCUUAUCCGUUGUUUUGGCAAGAAUCCAGAGCUAAGAGUGAACUCCACAAAAUCCAUGACUGGUCACCUACUAGGUGCCUCAGGUGCUGUGGAAGCUGUUGCAACAGUUAAGGCAAUACAAACAGGAUGGGUGCAUCCAAACAUCAAUCUUGAAAAUCCUGAUGAAGGCAUGGACAUGAAUGUGCUUGUCGGCAUCAAGAAGGAACCUUUGGACAUAAAGGUAGCACUAUCUAACUCAUUUGGCUUUGGGGGACACAAUUCAUCCAUCUUGUUUGCACCUUACAAGUGCAUCUGAUGUGUCAACUCAACCUGAAACUAUUAGAGGGUUGAACAAAAUUAGAUUUAUUGCAGCUUGUAUUGAUAUUUUUCGAUUUGGUAGUAAAUCCAUUCUAUGAUUGUACAUAUUCUAAUCAAAUCUAGUGGACUAAAAUUGGAUGACCAUCUAAUUGAUUACUAGUUAUUGAUUAAUGAUAAUGUUUCUAUUA
Molecule: messenger RNA, 2887 nt
Organism: Quercus robur (English oak)
Lineage: Eukaryota; Viridiplantae; Streptophyta; Magnoliopsida; Fagales; Fagaceae
Product: 3-oxoacyl-[acyl-carrier-protein] synthase II, chloroplastic-like
Exons: 13
Coding region: 1057-2697 (546 amino acids)
Biological process (GO): fatty acid biosynthetic process
Cellular component (GO): chloroplast stroma
Molecular function (GO): 3-oxoacyl-[acyl-carrier-protein] synthase activity
Source: RefSeq, a predicted model, not a curated record